This is a messenger RNA of Plodia interpunctella (Indianmeal moth), 2940 nucleotides long. RefSeq names its product stimulator of interferon genes protein-like. Bases 294 to 1292 code for a protein of 332 amino acids. The record is from RefSeq and is a predicted model, not a curated record. Gene Ontology annotation, biological process: innate immune response; positive regulation of type I interferon production; positive regulation of macroautophagy. NCBI's taxonomy places the organism in Eukaryota, Metazoa, Arthropoda, Insecta, Lepidoptera, Pyralidae. Gene Ontology annotation, cellular component: autophagosome; endoplasmic reticulum membrane. The transcript has 9 exons. Gene Ontology annotation, molecular function: cyclic-di-GMP binding; 2',3'-cyclic GMP-AMP binding.
UAUCAAAUGACAUAUCAAAAUUAACAUGAAUAUGGAUUUUAUUUAAAAAUCUUUAUAUGUAAUAGUUCUGUGAAAUUUCUGUUGCGGUGUAAUGGCAUUUUAUUACUGACGACGAUGAUACGACCGCAAUACGUAGCUAGUCAUAGUGAAACAGAAAUACUUUAGUGUGGUGUUAAAAACGUUAUGGCUCAUAUACGAAUUAGAUAUUUUGUGUCGGUGAACAAAGAAGAAUUGAGUGAAAGAAGAAAUCGAAACAUAGAAAUCAAUAAAGGUGUGACAAUGAAAAAUAUUGAAUGCACAAUAAGAAAAUGACUGAAAGUCAUGUCUUUGUACUUCAUGCCCUAAUUGUUGCUGGCAUAAUUUUUGGGUCAACCAAUUUUAGUUUUGAUAAACAAAAAUGGAUUGUUGCCAUCGCGCGGUACAUAUUUUACGUACUCUUCAUUCGGGGAUCUAAAGAGUUGGUCACGCUGGGUUACAAGAUGCUCAGUUUGAAGCAGAACCCUGACCCUCGGCUGUUGGUGCAAGCUUACCAAACCUACCUGUACAUAUUCACCGCGGUGGCCGCCAUUUUGUUUUAUAACAACGAGAGAAUCUUCGGCGAGGAGUUUCUGAUGCUGUUCGUCGCGUACCUCGUCACCAAGUAUUUAGAAAUGGAGCAAGCGCCAACAUCAAUCCGGUACGGUAUCGGCAUGGCGUGUAGUUUCUUCGAGGGCUACCUCACGCACGUGAUCCCGAGCGACGGCGCCAACUUCGUCGGCUUCGAGGAGAACAUCAGGAAGUACGAGGCGACGGACGGCAUCGUCUUCCCCGUCAAGGUGCUGUUCAUCAUAAUCACCAAGUCGAUGUACUGCCCGCCCGUGCUGACGCAGUUCAACAAACCCAAUGCAGAGGGAGUCAUGUCGUACUUGGAGGCUUGUAAGUCGCUAGAAGACGUGACCAAGAGCGUGGCGGGCGUCAACAACCGCAUCUACCGGAACUCUGCGUACAAGAUCCACCGCGCGGCGCGCGCGCCCGUGUACCUCGCGGCCGAGUGCGCCACGCCGCUGCACACGCUGCACAAGGUGCUGCAGCGCCGCGCGCUCUACGCAGAACUAAAGAACAUCGACAUUGAAGAGGUGGUCCGCGACUUCUGCUACAUGCUGCGCUCCAUCAUCGCCAAGAGCGAGGAGUGCCGCGGGAAAUGCGAACUGGUCUACUUUGACAACACAAACCCAGAUUUAAAUCUAGCCGACGUUUUGCUGGACAAAAUAAGAGAAAUGGAACCCAACUUUGAAAACGUACAACAAAAUUGACAAGUUUCAACAUUUGACAGUGACAUUACAUUAGUGAUAAUUUUUUAAUCUAAAGAAUUAAUCUUUUUAAAGACUUUAUUUUAAUAUCUUUAAAGGUGAAAAUACACAUGCCAGCAGCUUGCUAAUUUGCGCGCCAGCUACUAGCAUGGAAGUAGUAGCAAUUCGAUUUACUGGUAUGCAACAUGAAGGAGAGCUUGCUAUUAUAUACACAUGGAAGUGCAAAUUACUGGAAUGCGUAUUACCGCCUUAAAAUAUGUCAAUUAUUAUGUGUGAUUAAACUAGAGAUAGAACUUGCUGACAGACAGACAUAACAAUAUAGUAAAAGGGUUUCUUUUUAACCUUACGGUAAGGAUCUCGAUAUUAAUAAUUGAAAAUAAUUUCGUUACGUAAAAUAUUUGUAAGCGAAUAGAUGAUUCAUCAACCUCUAAUUAUAUUUGGAAAUAUUAAAUAUUUUUGGAAGCAUUUAUAAUGUCGAUAUAAUUGAAUUGAUAAAUGAUAUAUUCCGUACAUAAUUACAUAGUACAAUACGGAGCCAUAUUUGUAAUUGAUAGUGAUUUAAGCUAAAUCGGUUUAAAAAACCCUAAAACGUAAACUUAAGUCUCGUAAAGGCGGAAUAUUCAAUUGCAUUUUGUAAUUAUCGCUAAUAAAAAAAAAUAUUGAUAAACAUGAGAUGGCGCUAGUGUGCAGGUUUGCGUCCUCUUAUAGUGUUGUGAUUUUAACCUACUUAAUAAAAACGAAGAUUGUGAUAUUUUCGUAAAAUGCUUCUGGAUACCCCGUCUUGCUGUAAGUACCAAAGGUACCUUAUUUUAAUUGCGUGUUUGUUUCUUACCAUAAUCCCGCAACGUUGACUUUAUUGUGCCCUUGUUGAUUAAUAGAAUCUUGAAAUUAAUAUGUACGAAUUUUCUACUUGAAAUAUAUAAAUAAGUUAAUUUAUAUUUUAAAAAACAAAACGUAAAAUUGUUAAUUUUUGUACCAACCUUAAAAUUUACUUCAUUGUCAUUGUGGAAGUAUGAAUACUUUUGAGUCUUUGCAAUGAAGUCUUUAAGGGUACAUACUUAUACGAUAUUUUUUAUCUUAGUCUAAGUAUAAUUUGAUAUUUUAAAAUGUUGCUAGUCACUAUGAAGUUUUGUUGGGAUGUACAGGAUGAUUCUUUGAACACAGGUCACACAAUUAGUUUACUAUAUAGUGAAAUAAUUAAUUUAAAAAUGUAACUUCCAUAUUUUCCAUUUUGCCAAUUUUUUUGAGAUAACAAAAUAAAUAUAUAGUUUUUUUUUAUAUCAAUGUUUUUCCUCAUCAUAUUCUGAUUUCCUUUGGCCAGUGUUCAAAGUAAUUAUGCGGUUAACAUUUUCUCCAAUAUACAGGGUGUUACAAAAUACAUAGGAAGUGGAAAGAUACGGUGUUUUGUGCACACUUUAUGCGAAAUUUCUAGUUAAUAUUGACACUUCUGAAAAGGGUCACGUGACUUUGCAAUCGUAACAGUGGGCGCGGUCUGUGGACUGCUUUUUAUUAUUGUUAUGAACAUGAAACUUAGCAUAAAGGAUAUAUACAAAGAACUUUAUCUUACUCCUUAGAUAUACCUCGUUUCUUACAACUGGAGAACUCUCCUAUUUAAAUGCAACUUUAGAACAGACAAUAAAAUGUCUUAUUA